CAUGCAGUUUCCGCCUCUCAAGCGAAGACAAACAAGCGCGAUACCGUAACAGCGCUUCACCAAAUCUCACCCUCACCGACAAAUUGAAUCUUCUCCUGGAUGGCGGUCACAGUGACACCAACAUAAUACAACAAAAUCUCCUCCUCCUCCUUCCUCUCUCUCUCUCUCUCUCUGCAAUCGCCUCCUAGCCCUCCGAUCUCGCGUCGUGUCUGCAAUUCUCUCUCAAUGCUUGUUCGCAGUUCUCAGAAGUCAGAUCCAUUAGAAGAAAAACCCUAACUCAGUGAGUCAACUCGCUGAUCAAGAUCUGCAUUGGGUUUUGUUUAUUGGUUUCAGCGUCUACAUCCAUGUGAGUCUACUCGGUUUUCUCUCGGAAACCUUAGCAUUUCGAUGGGAUCGAGCCGGUGGUUCACGAUCGGGCUCAUCACGUCUUGGUACGCAUCGAACAUUGGGGUUCUGUUACUGAACAAGUACUUGCUCAGCAACUAUGGGUUCAGGUAUCCGAUUUUCCUCACCUUGUGCCACAUGCUCGCUUGUUCACUGCUCAGCUACGCCGCCAUAGCGUGGCUGAAGGUGGUGCCGAGGCAGAAUGUGCGAUCGCGGGCUCAGUUCGUGAAGAUUUCGGUGCUCAGUCUUGUUUUCUGUGCGUCGGUGGUUAGCGGUAACGUGUCGCUUCGAUUUCUUCCGGUGUCGUUCAACCAGGCGAUUGGCGCAACGACACCAUUUUUCACGGCGGUUUUUGCGUGUAUAAUGACUAGGAGGAGGGAGGCUCUGCUCACCUACUUCGCUCUUAUUCCUGUUGUUGCCGGAGUUAUCAUUGCCAGUGGAGGAGAACCAAGUUUUCAUCUGUUUGGAUUUAUUAUAUGCAUUGCUGCUACUGCCGCACGGGCGCUCAAGUCAGUACUUCAAGGAAUUUUGCUGUCCUCAGAGGGGGAAAAGCUUAAUUCUAUGAACCUCCUUAUGUACAUGGCUCCAGUGGCAGUUGCAUUCCUUCUUCCUGCAGCACUCCUGAUGGAGGAAAAUGUGGUUAACAUCACACUAGCACUUGCAAGAGAUGAUGUCAGGAUCCUAUGGUAUCUGAUCUUCAAUUCUGCAUUGGCAUAUUUAGUAAACUUGACCAAUUUUUUGGUCACUAAACACACAAGUGCCUUGACUCUCCAGGUGCUGGGAAACGCAAAGGGAGCUGUAGCUGUGGUUGUCUCAAUUUUAAUUUUUAGGAAUCCUGUAUCCAUAACUGGGAUGCUCGGUUAUAGUCUCACAUUAAUUGGCGUUGUCCUCUACAGUGAAGCUAAGAAACGGAGCAAAUGAAACUCCUUGAGAAGAUACAUGCAUGAUUUUAGCCUACUACUUGUAUUGUUUUGUUUAUCUGGGCUCAGCCGCAAGGUUCUUGGAUCAAAGGCCGAACAACUUCUCCCGGCAGACGUUAUAUAUAUGCAUCCUGUAAGUUAUUUCUUCUCAGAGACUGGAAAGAUGGUUUGUGCUUGUAACAGAAAUGGCCAGCACAGCCAAAAGUUGAGUAAUCUCAAUUAAAGGACAGCAUUCUGUUAUUUCCCAACUUUGGGUGACACGAGAGUAUAUGUUAUUCUCUAGGUAAAGGUAGCUUAAGAUUUUUUUUA
Messenger RNA from Vitis riparia (riverbank grape), 1613 nucleotides. RefSeq names its product probable sugar phosphate/phosphate translocator At3g11320. The transcript is spliced from 4 exons. Gene Ontology annotation, cellular component: Golgi apparatus. The record is from RefSeq and is a predicted model, not a curated record. The coding region runs from base 388 to 1305 and encodes 305 amino acids. NCBI's taxonomy places the organism in Eukaryota, Viridiplantae, Streptophyta, Magnoliopsida, Vitales, Vitaceae. Gene Ontology annotation, molecular function: antiporter activity.